AUAAUCCCAGUACAAUCACUUUAACCUGAGAGUGACAAGGCACCCUUUAAAAUUAUGGACAGUCCCGAGGCACCCUUUAAAAUUAUGGACAGCCUUGAAGCACCCUUUAAAAUUCUGGAUAGCCUUGAAGCACCCUUUACAAUUAUGGACAGUCUUGAAGCACCCUUUAAAAUUAUGGACAGUCUUGAGCCACUCUUUAAACUUAUGGACAGUCUUGAGCCACUCUUUAAAAUUAUGGACAGUCCCGAGGAACCCUUUAAA
Staurois parvus is the source of this 261-nucleotide messenger RNA. NCBI's taxonomy places the organism in Eukaryota, Metazoa, Chordata, Amphibia, Anura, Ranidae. The record is from the annotation of a GenBank genome assembly.